This is a messenger RNA of Nymphaea colorata (pocket water lily), 735 nucleotides long. RefSeq lists its product as uncharacterized. The transcript has a single exon. NCBI's taxonomy places the organism in Eukaryota, Viridiplantae, Streptophyta, Magnoliopsida, Nymphaeales, Nymphaeaceae. The coding region runs from base 1 to 735 and encodes 244 amino acids. The record is from RefSeq and is a predicted model, not a curated record.
AUGUAUACGAGGGGAAAAGACCGCACCGGUAUCAUCGUCGGAGUUUAUGUUGAUGAUCUAAUUGUAACAGGGGAGGAUUCGGAGGCAAUCGCAGCAUUCAAGCAACAGAUGAUGGCUGAGUUCGAGAUGAGCGACCUCGGCCUGCUCACCUAUUACCCUGGGAUUGAGGUGGCACAAGGUGAAGACGGUAUCUGGAUCAAACAAGCAGCCUAUGCCAAAAAGGUACUAAUUCAAUUUGGCAUGCUUGAUUGCAAUCCUACUAAAAUCCCUAUGGAACCAAGGUCACAGUUGAACAAGGAUCCCAAAGGACAAUCGGUGGAUGCAACUGAGUAUCGACGAGUCAUCGGAUGUCUAAGGUAUCUUCUCCACACAAGACCAGAUCUUUUGUAUGCUGUCGGUGUAGCUAGCAGAUUCAUGAAGAGACUGACAGUGAUGCACCACAAAGCAGUGAAGCAGAUUUUGCGUUAUUUAAAAGGCACAAUCAACUUCGGUCUUGUAUACACCAAAGGAAAAGGAGAAGAGGUGAUUAUCGGGUUCACGGAUAGUGACUUGGCGGGCGACGUCGAUGACUGGAAAAGCACCGGAGGCAUGGCAUUCUAUGUAAAUGAAAACCUAGUCUCAUGGAAUUCGCAGAAGCAAAGACCGUUGCUCUGUCUUCAUGCGAAGCUGAGUUCAUGGCAGCAACUGCGUCAGCAUGUCAAGCACUUUGGCUCAGAGGACUGCUGGCCGAGCUGA